GCCAUGCUGAGCUACUACAUCACCACCACGAGCAGGCUGUUGUGUUGCAACGAAAGAGUUAAAGUCCAAAAUCCUAUUACGGCCUUUCUGUGGGGCUACACUUUAAUUGAUUCAGCCGUGUCACGUGGUCGGAUAUCAGUGCUGGUGCCGGUUGGAGUUUAACCAUCAGAUACUGUCCAAACAGAACACCAUGGACCUUAUGACGGAUCGGGAUGUGCAAAAGUACAUGGAGGAUGGAUACGUGGUUCUGGACGGCCUGCUGUCCUCCCAGGAGUGCGAUGAGCUGAGGCAAAGGAUGUCAGAGAUUGUUGACCACAUGGACGUCCCGGCGCACUGCCGCACCACCUUCUCCACCUAUCACGAUGAGCAGCUCAAAAAACAGGGAAAUGCUGACUAUUUCAUCACCAGUGGAGACAAGAUCCGCUUUUUCUUUGAGAAGGGAGUUUUUGACGACAAAGGGGAAUUCAUUGUUCCAAAACAGCGGUCGCUAAAUAAAGUUGGACACGCUCUACAUGCCUAUGAGCCGUUGUACAAAAAAGUUACACAUUCACCCAAAGUCCAGGGAAUGGCAAAGAAGCUGGGUCUUGUUAGUCCUGUGAUACUGCAGAGCAUGUUCAUCUUUAAGCAACCAGGGUUUGGUGGAGAAGUGACGCCUCAUCAAGAUGCCACAUUUCUGUACACGGAGCCCCUGGGCAGAGUAAUGGGGCUGUGGAUCGCCCUGGAAGAUGCCACUGUUAACAACGGCUGCCUGUGGUUCAUCCCGGGGUCACAAAACAGUGGCAUUUCUCGCCGUAUGGUGCGGACACCACAGGGCACCUUUCCCCUGACAGACUUCGCCGGUCGAGAGCAGACCCACGCAGACGAGAAGUUUGUCGCUGCACCUGUUAAAAAAGGUGGUGUAGUCCUGAUCCACGGGGAGGUGGUGCAUCGCAGUGCCGAAAACACCUCAGAGGACUCUCGCCACGUCUACACCUUCCACCUCAUGGAAGCCCAGGACACCCGCUGGAGCCCCGACAACUGGUUGCAACCCACAGAAGAGCUUCCUUUCCCACUUCUCUACACAAAAUGAAGGAUUUAAUUUUUUUGGCAUUUGGUGCUGCAGUUCAUGGAGAAACACAAGAUCCUUUCUUUCCUGAUGAACAUGUCUUAAAUGUUUUUAACCGCGGAAAAUCAUGCUGCCAUUUCUCUCGUGGUAGACUGGUAUGUAGUCUGUUCGACGGCAAAGUUAAUACUGGAUUAAUGGUGACUUGAUGAUUGUUUUAAUGUUUUUAAAUGAGAAGUUUUUAAUACAUUAGAAAAUGAAUAAGUAAACUAUUUUUGUACUUUUUGAUCAAUUUUCCAUGGAGACAAAACAUCUGAAAUGUAUGCCUACUUUUAUUCAGUAACUCCUCAUCAACAAUUCUUAUUAACCAACUUUAUUAUUCUUCAAAGUCUUUUUUUUAUGUCAGAACAAAAUGGCAGAUUCCUAUUUUUACAGACAAAAGUAAGCAUUAUUUUCAAGUAUGUUCAUGUUCAAGAUGCAACUUGAUUGAAAAGCAACUCAAAUGUAUGUUUCAAUGACAAUCAACCACAACAUCGAAACCUUUUAUGUGUAUUUUUUUUUUUUUUUUUAAAUCAAACCAAAAUAAUUAAUGUGUUUUCAAUCACUGAGUCAGUCACACGGGUCCUGCUUCUGAAUCAUUAAAUAUGUGUUAAACAAAUUGAAUAAAAUAGGAGCCAUGGCAAUUUUCUUCUCUGAUGCAUUCGACAUGCUAUAUUACAUUUUUAAAAACUGUAAGGAUGAUUGCAAAAACAAAAUACUAGUAGGAACAUGCUUAUAAAUUGAAUCAACAUGGAAAAAAACACCAAAGAACUCUUACAGAUAAACAUAAUCAUUAAGGCUGGUAAUUAAUUCAUUCUGAAAAAAACAAGUUCCAGGUUAUAAAUUGUAGCGUCUUCUUUCAAGAACGAUGCGAUGAAACCUGGUGGCAUUUUUGUGGAUAUUUCUGUGGAGCAAAUAUUAAAUAAAUUUGAUAAAUUGUUGCAAAAGAAAGACAUUAUAAAGAAAA
This is a messenger RNA of Anoplopoma fimbria (sablefish), 2048 nucleotides long. It is a transcript of the gene phyhd1, whose product is annotated as phytanoyl-CoA dioxygenase domain containing 1. The transcript has 11 exons. The record is from RefSeq and is a predicted model, not a curated record. Lineage: Eukaryota; Metazoa; Chordata; Actinopteri; Perciformes; Anoplopomatidae. Bases 191 to 1069 code for a protein of 292 amino acids.